Molecule: messenger RNA, 957 nt
Organism: Solanum verrucosum
Lineage: Eukaryota; Viridiplantae; Streptophyta; Magnoliopsida; Solanales; Solanaceae
Product: probable 2-oxoglutarate-dependent dioxygenase AOP1
Exons: 3
Molecular function (GO): dioxygenase activity
Source: RefSeq, a predicted model, not a curated record
AUUGUUCGACUUCUUAAUUCUAAUGAAAUGAAGGUUCCUACCAUAGAUUUCUGCAAGUCAGAGCUAAAACCAGGUACUACACAAUGGGAUUCCACAAAAUCUCAAGUUUUUCAAGCUUUGCAAGAGUAUGGUUGUUUUGAAGCAAUAUAUGAUAAGCUUAGAAAUGAAACUUUAGAAGCCAUGUUUGGUAGAUCAAGAGAAAUCUUUGAAUUUCCAUGGGAGAUCAAAAUGAAAAACUUGUCAAAGAAAUUACCCUUCAAUGGCUACAUAGGGAAGCUACCAACAUUACCAUUCUAUGAGAGUGUAUGCAUUGAUGACUUGCUUCAACCUGAAACUUUUGCUAAUAUCUUCUGGCCUGAGGGAAAUCCUGAGUUUUGCAAUGUAGUAAAGUCCUACUCAAAGCCACUAGUGGAAUUGGAUGAGAUGGUGAAAAGGAUGGUUUUGGAGAGUCUAGGACUACAAAAUUACAUUGAUCAAUUCUUGGAUCUCACCACUUUCCAAUUGCGAUUAACCAAAUACAAUGCAGAUCAAGAUGACGAAAUUGGGAAUAAACCUGGAAUUGGUGACCAUACUGAUGGUAGCUUCUUGACCAUAAUAUCCCAAAAUAAAGUAAAUGGAUUGCAAAUUCUCAAGAAAAAUGGAGAGUGGAUUGAUGUUGAUAUUUCAUCGAAUUCGUUCGUUGUUCUGUCUGGGGAUUCCUUCGUGGCAUGGACAAAUGGUCGAUUGCAUUCUCCUCUCCAUAGGGUAACGAUGGCCGGAGAAAAUGAUAGGUUCUCCAUUCAGUUAUUUGCUGAUCCAAAAACAGAUUGCACCAUAAAGGCCCCAAAAGAACUCGUGGAUGAAGAACACCCUUUACUCUUCAAGCCAUAUGACAUGCUUGGUUAUUUUGAGUUUUUUGGUACAGAAGCUAGACGGGAAGCUGGCCCCAAUGUUCUCAAGGCUUAUUGUGGUGUAUGA